AUGGUUCUGGGGUGUUUCCCUUUGAAAGGCAAGAAGAAACGUGGCUCUGUUUCUAUGAAGCGGUUGGAUAUUGAAGAAAGCAAGCCAACUGCUUUACCGGAGCCACCGAAGUUUCCAAGUCGUAAUCUACAAUCUGCUCCUCCGAGUUUCAGGACACGAGUGAAGCCCAUUCACUCAAGUAACGGUGGAGCCGGGGAGAUGAGCAGCCGGGCAAGAGUGAUGUCUGCUCCGUCAAGCAUUCACGGUGCAGCGGAACGGGACUUUCUUGCAGGAGUCAACACCGAGGAGCAAGAUGAGCAGCCGAGAGAGCCUCGCAGCUCUACGAAAGAAACUAUCCCACAACCGCUUCCGCUACCGUCUCCAAAGACUGGCUCUUCGCUGAAGAAUUGGGGAAGCUUUAAAUCGUUUAACGGAAGCAGCGGGAGGUUAUCAUCCGCCGCAUCUGGGCCUCUGCCUUUGCCACGUAGCGGGACAGUUAGGAGCUUCACGUAUGAUGAAGUUGUAUCUGCUUGUUGCGCUUUUGCUUCAGACCGGUGCGUCUCGGAAGGUCUUUCAUCUGUUAUGUACAUGGCCUCCUUUGGUGACGAGGCCUCGACCGCAAGCUUAAAGAAGGUCGAGGCAACUGUUGUGCGACUUCACGUGACAACUCAGAGUAUGAGGGAGUUUAUCAAUGAAGUGAACACAUUGGCGUCGCUGCAACACCAGAAUCUGUGCAAAUUGGUAGGCUAUCACGCCCGUGAUGGAUCUGACACGAGAAUGUUGGUGUACGAGAGGCUUGCUCAUGGAAGCUUGGACCGGCUGCUUCACGGGAGAUCAGAUGGGCCUCCGCUUGACUGGAACACUAGAAUGAAGAUCGCUCUAUGCGCAGCUCAGGGUCUAACCUUCUUACACGAAGAAGGCCCGUUUCAGGCAAUGUACAAUGAAUUUUCGACGGCCAAUAUCCAAGUCGAUAAAGAUUUCAGCGCGAAGCUUUCAGGAUACGGUUGCGUAGGCCAUGCGCCGGAGACGGAGACCUCUAAUAGCUCAGCGCUUGCGAAUCUCUCGGUGGAGACGCUAGAGAGAGGGCUUCUGACACCGAAGAGCAACGUGUGGAGCUAUGGAAUAGUCCUUCUUGAGAUGUUGACGGGGCGUAAAAACAUGGACGGGUCACACCCGAAAGAAGAAAGGAACUUGGUGAAAUGGAGCCGAGCUUUUUUAGCAGACGAUUGCAGGCUCUCGCUUAUAAUGGAUCCUCAGCUUAAAGGGCGGUUUCCGGCGAAAGCGGCGCGGAGCAUAGCGGAUAUAGCACAGAAAUGUCUGCAGGUGGAGCCAUCGGAGCGUCCCACCAUGAGAAACAUAGUGGAUCAGCUCAAGAUCAUACAGGACAUGAAGUACUCGUGUAGGUUCCCUUUAAGAGAGCCCGCACCAGUCGCGCUAAGGAAACAUAUGGGAAGAUCAAGCAGUCUCAACACUAUCAUUUGGACCCCGGCGGCAGCAGCGCCGCCGAGGACGAGUUUCUCACCGUCGCCUCCACCACGACGACCGUCAGUUUCGCCCACAAGGGGACGGACGCUCGUGUUCCCGCCAGUGUUUCCGCCACGAGUAUGUUCGUCGUUGGAGGAUAUGAGUAGGGAAGAGGUACGGAGAUUGUCAUCGGCCAGUGGUAGGAGAACUAGCCUUGAAGGCUAUUGA
Thlaspi arvense is the source of this 1671-nucleotide messenger RNA. NCBI's taxonomy places the organism in Eukaryota, Viridiplantae, Streptophyta, Magnoliopsida, Brassicales, Brassicaceae. The record is from the annotation of a GenBank genome assembly.